Molecule: messenger RNA, 612 nt
Organism: Parascedosporium putredinis
Lineage: Eukaryota; Fungi; Ascomycota; Sordariomycetes; Microascales; Microascaceae
Source: the annotation of a GenBank genome assembly
AUGUCCCCUUUCUUGAUCGACCCGGCCCUCCGCAUCCGCCGGGCCAUCCAUGCCAACGAUCCGCUCCUCGCCCAGCGCAUCCUCAAAUCCCACCCCAACAUGCUGCACAACCCCGACACCUCGCCGCGCGGGUUGUCAAACUCCAACCUGCACCUGGCAGCGUCCCUCGGCCACACCGAGGUGGGCUUCAUCGACUCGGUUCUUGCCCUGGCGGAGCACAACCCGGCGUCCAUCCCGCGUCGGGAUGCCCGCGGCCGGGACGCCAUCAUGGAGGCGAGCCUGGGCGGGCACGAUACCGUUUUGCAGAUCCUGCUGACGUGGGAUCCGGAGGGCGCGGCGGCGGCCGUCUCCCGGGCGGACGCCGACGGCAACACGGCGCUGCACUUUGCCAGCAGCAACGGGAAUCUGCUCGUCCUGAGAACCUUGCUGGCUGCUGGGGCGGAUCCGGACCGGAGGAACGUGUGGAACUGGACGGCGAUCAGCUACAGCGCGACUGUCGCGGCUGAGGUGUACCUCAAGGGCCUUGUGGCGGAGGCGCAGAGGAAGAAGCUUGCGCAGAGAGAGAGUGAAAAGGCCGGCGGGGUAAGGGUCGUGGAUCAACCAGAGGCCUAA